UUCUACUACGUUCCCGAUAUCUGCAACCUACCUGCUAUUGGCGCGUGGCCAGCGUUGCCUAAAGGGCUAGAAGCAGGUGUUGAAGCUGGACUAGUCGACCCGAAAGACGGCAUCGCGUUCACUCUGGCAAAGAUUGCGGCACGGAAGCAUGGCAAGCCGGCGCCCCAGUGGAAUCGGUCGUACAAAGGGUGGAGUAUCUUUCACAAGCCCCAAUCGAAUCCUCGUGGCAAGGAUAGUCAGAGGCAGAAGGUCGCUGAAUCCCACAAGCCGGACCCGAAUGAUGGCUAUCGUGGAUUGAAGCACCAUCCCUCGCUAUCGAACCCGGAGUACUAUGAGGAUUCUCGACGCAACUGGGCGUGGUUCAAGUCGGACUUUUGGAACCAGAUCUCGAAAAUUCUCGAAUCUUGCGACCUUGAUCUGAUCAGCGACUAUCGGCACAAGCAUGCUGUCAGUCUGAAGGCUUGGAAAGGUUGCAGAGACCAGAAGGAACUCGCGGUGAAGGCUACCGAAGAGCUUACGAAGAGCAAAGAAUAUCUUUCCAAAGCUUGGGAUAUUCUUGAAAUCUACGUGAAGGCGUGGCAGCCUCAGCUGGUGAAACUCCCCCCAGGUGUGCUUCAGCAAAUCCAGCAGCGCGAGGCUAAGAGACGUGACGCUGCCGAAGAGCGCAGGCAAGUUCAGCGCAAACCUCAGGGUAAUGUCCCACGUCAAUUUGCCGAGCAACAAGGAUCGUGCGGCUAUGACCCAGUUCCAAAGGACCAACAGAAGUGGUCUUCUCUUGAAACUUGGGACGGGAAGCACCCCACAGUGCCUCCUGAGUCAGAUGCCGAGGCUGCCGCACAAGUCAAAGACUGGGCCGAACACCAAAGAUCGGUCGUGGAUCCGUCAAUGCAUGACGUAGGCUUGGAGCUCCUGAAGCAAAAGUCAAAUGCGGCGACAGACUACCUCCUACAACAGCUUGGCGAAGCCGAUGCCUUGCGAUGCAAGAGGGGAGACAUGACAGUGGAAGAGAAGGCGGAGAGACAGCAAAAGUUCGAGGCAAUAUUGCAGAAUUUGCUCGAGAACAUCCUGUCUCAAACCGCUGACUUGACCUCUACAAUCCGAAACGAGGCAGACGUCGGCCUAGCGAAAGUCGACGUGGCCUACUUCUAUCAGUUGGUCAACCGAAUGACCAAGAAGCAUACUGGUUACGAAGCUGCGGUGCUCGAGGAGAUGAAAAGAGCAUAUGACUCUGAUGUUCUCGCUCUGAUCACAAAAAUGCUGACAGACAACAACGACAUGGCGAAAGAGCACGCGCAGGCUCUUCUCGGCGCGUUCCUUCCUCAGAGAUGGUGCUCUGAAGACAAGAAGGAGGAGCCAGAAAUCCCGCGCCUGGUUUGGUCCAUGGCCGUCGAGACUGAGGCUGCUCGGAACUACUUGGCCAUCGAGAACUCCAGCUGA
Molecule: messenger RNA, 1437 nt
Organism: Cladophialophora yegresii CBS 114405
Lineage: Eukaryota; Fungi; Ascomycota; Eurotiomycetes; Chaetothyriales; Herpotrichiellaceae
Exons: 1
Source: RefSeq, a predicted model, not a curated record